Messenger RNA from Rotaria sordida, 210 nucleotides. NCBI's taxonomy places the organism in Eukaryota, Metazoa, Rotifera, Eurotatoria, Philodinida, Philodinidae. The record is from the annotation of a GenBank genome assembly.
AUGGGCGAUAAUGGUUCUUCUGUUUCUUGUUGUGUUGGUUUUGGUCGUGCUCUUCGUGCUUGCAUUUGUUGUUGUAAUGUUGUUUUUAUUUAUUUUCCUUGUGCUGUUCCAUGUAUGGCUAUUGGUGGUGAAGAUUGUGUUCCUCCCUGUUGUGCUAAUGAUGGCCCUUGUGAUCCUGAUAAUGAUUGUUGUGGUAGUGUUUUUGGCUAA